AGUUGUCGAUCUGUGAGCGGUCCUCCUCGACGAUCCCCCAUGCACGUCAUUAUCCCAUCGAUAGUCAGGUAUUUAAGACAAGUCGGCGAGUUCGUAUAGUAAACAGCUUUUGGCAUAGAUGUGGGCGCACCACCAACAUUUUCUCGAAAAAUCGAGUUGAAAUCAUUAACUGUAUACAAGAUCAGACAGCAGAGGGUAUUUAAGUGAUAUAUAGUAAGCCGUCAAGGGAAUAGGCACAUUGCUGACCACGUAGUACUUAUCGAGCUCGCUCUCUCUCUCUCUCUCUCUCUCUCUCUCUCUCUCUCUCUCUCUACCGCUCUACGUCCAUCGUUAUGGAAGUAAAUCCCAAGAGAACCUAACACGGGUAAGAACAAAUCAAGAACUUUUAACGCUAAGUAUCGUCUGCCUCAUUUCCACAGCACACGGAUCUAUCAGAAAAAGACAAUUUGAAGAUAGUAAAAACCUGACUUGAAUAUCUACACUCAACGCUUUCAAACUAGAACUGAAGAAAGUGACGUUUAACGAUAAAACUAUCUCUCAGCAAGAAAUGAAUGACACUAACGGUACGACACUAGUAGCGAACACCAUCGAACAUGAAGUCAUUAAGGUGGUUUUCAUUCUGGCUCUGUUAUUUGGACUUGCUGGACAUGGCUUGGUGUUACUAGUGGUGAUCGGUAAAGGAACUCGACGAACAGCCAGCGAUAUGUUCAUACUGAAUCUCUCAGUAUCAGACCUUGCAUUUCUCAUUCUCUCCCUAGCUAUCAAUAAAAGUAUGUAUGGUGGAACGUUCGAGUAUUCCUUGUUCUACUGCAAGUUUGUGUGGCCAAUGGUCACCGUCACUUUCUUUGCUAGUGUUUUUACGCUUACUUCCAUGGCCCUUCACCGAUGCUAUGGCGUUCUGCUGCCGCUCAAAGAGAACCUAACAGCAAAACAAGCCAUGCUGUGGGCAGGUUGUAUAUGGGUGAUGUCGUUAGCAACAACUCUGCCAUUGAUCGUUAUCACAGAUCUAAAUGAGAAAAAGUUUUGCAACGAGACAUGGAGUGAAUCAAGCUCGAAGACUUACACCGUCUUGUUGCUUCUUCUCCAGUACCUCAUUCCUCUUUUCAUCAUCGCACUUGCCUACAUACAGAUCGUUCGUUGCUUAAGGCACAGGAAAAUACCUGGUACCUUGCUAGACAAAUACGGGCAAGUUGUUUCACAAUCUGCACGCAGAGAAAACAUUCAAAUCAUUAAAACUGUCGCUGUUAUCGUCAUUCUCUUCGCGGUCUGUAUGUUUCCCCACCAAUUGGCAGCCGUGCUGUUCUACUUUGGCAAUGAUGCACAAAAACAACAAGGUUUGUCUCUCAUGAAUUAUUCGACGAUUUUCCAAUACAUCCAUAGCUGCCUUAAUCCCAUAGUUUAUGGCAUCAUCACCCACCAAUUUCGCAAGGAGUACAAAAAAUACCUUCUGAUGUUGGUUUGCUGCUGCAGAUAUAAAAGAUUUACGAAUUACAGGGCCGGCAGUUACACCAAAUCAAGAUCGACCUUAAAGUCCACCUUUAAGAAGCAUGACACCGAGCAGAAUAUGCAAAACGCCAGUUCUUUUAGCCUCAUUAAAAACAAGCCUAGAAAGUCCGAUGAAACUGAGGGUUCGCAAGUCAUCGAGGAUACCAAGAUUUAAGUGGGUAUUACACUUCACCCUAUAAACCUUUCUCCAAGAGGGUGCAUACUACUGAAGACGAGUACGAAUAUAUAUUUAAAUGUAGAUGACCCAUGAGGAAUUAUUGAGGUAACAUAAUUUAGCAGCAUUAGUGCUGCAGAUACCCUACCCCAUAUAGAGGGUGGAACUAAAUACAACACGACCAAGCGGUGUUCUAUGUGUGAUAUGUACAAACACCAUAAAGAAAUACAGACAAAAACCGAGCUAUUUGUGUGCUGUAUAUACUGAGAGAGUGGCAUGCCCCAUACCAGGGAGUGGAACUUAUUAAUAAUAUAUUAUAACUGAAUACGCUAGCUGUGCGCUGUAUGUUCCAGAGAUGUCCCGUUGGCAUCAACAAGACAACGACAUGUACUAGCUGAGUAGCUAGUAAAGAUACCGGAGACAUGCCCUGUAGGGAUAAUACAUCAGCAGACAGCAAGAUCUAGCCGAGUGCCGUAAGCACCGGAGACACACUAUGACAAUGUGAGAGCGAUUUGGCGACAACAUAAUUUAAGUUAUUUUAGUCCGACUGGAUGUUUACAAAAUAAUCCAAUUUUCUUCUUAUUCGUUCAAGGAAAUAAUUAUCUCUGGCCCUAAAGUAGGCCAUCAAAUAUCACUAUCUACAGCGCAAAGCUACUGAGGUACGACAUUCAAGUUUCCUUUUUUUCAGUAGGCACACCAUUUUUUUUUCAGUCAUAAUUCGCCCUUUAAACAUCAAAUAUAUUACAUCAGCACUCAAAACCAUGUUUCAUGGCCUCAAAAUGUCAUACUUUUAUAUGUCAUUAAUUUAAAACUCGUAAAUACUUAGUUCUCUCUUGAAGUUCAGUUAGUGUGUCGAUAUAAAUCAUAUGCUGUUCUUUCGGCUGUUUACUAUGAUUUAUGUAAUCAGCUCAUCUGGGAAAAAGAACUCUCUACUGUAUUUGCCCACAUUUAGGGCAAACCUCAGAUAACAGUGAAGAGGUAUGCUUUUGAUUUAGAUGUCACCCGACACUCUCCUAGAUGCAGGUGGACUUAAAUACACACACGUACUCAAGAGUCUUCACUUGUCAUAUAAAAACAAAUAGAAAAAUGCACUACUUAGGACGAAAAUAGCCGGGGGAAAAAUCACAUUUUCUUAAGAAACAAGUCUGAGCCUAUAGGCUUUUUUUAUUGUCAUUAGUGAAGAGCGGUGUCGCCAUCAAUCGAAAAAAGAAAUGGUUUAAUGCUUUCAAAGGGUAAAUCCUCAAAACACGUACUGAGGCUGAGUAAGUCCGGUCCAAAAGACUGGUAAAUGGGUCAGGAAGAUUGUAAAUAGAAAAAUCAGAUCUCUAUUUAUCCUUGCUUUGUUUUGUUUGACAAAGAGGAGACAAAUGCUAAUGAAUGAAAAGCAUACCUCCCACACUUAACCAUAAUUAAGAAGAAAAACAGCAACGCUGAGAUAUAUAUAUUCAUAUUUAAAGAUAUUGAAAUAAUUAGUAUAUAAGAAAUGUAGAAAUCAAUGAAAUUCAGUACCUGAACAAGUUUAUUUCAAUGUUCUGUAUAUAGCUACAGCGUGUCUCGUAUCUAAGCCAAACCUGAUUUAGCCCAGAUAUAGACCUUGAAAAAGUCAAUGUAGUUUAUUUCAAUGCUAGCUUAACAUAUAGCUAUUGUGUGUCUUGCAUUGUAUCUUACCAUACCGAUUAGCCAAAAAAUAGACUUUCUUGAUAUAUUGGGUUAAAAUGUACUGUAAAAUGAUGUACAUAAUGAAAGUGUAAUCAGAUAUGUACGUGCUAAGCUUGCUAAGAAUCCAAGCAAAUCCCGAGACCGUCACUUAAGAGGGGUUAUUGACUGUCAAGUAGGAUUUGACUCUGACAAUGAUAAACCAUGAAAUUAGGCUUUAUUGUAUACAGAGAUGCACAAAAUAAUCAAAUAUAUAAACACUGAAGGCAACUAUUUACAUAUGUAUAAUAAUAUUAGUAGUCACAAUCCUGUAGAUGGUACAACUGGGCAGGUGCAAUGUAAUCAUUUACAUCAAAAAAUUAAGAAGUAAAAACAGUCCUUGUAAAGACCUUAUGUCAUUGGUUUGCAAGAUACUGCGAAUCAGCUAUUAAGAUAUUAAGACAAUAUAACAUGGACAAGAUAUUUGAUUGUUAAUAAAUAUUAAUAGUGUUGUAGUUCCUGUAUAAUAUUCACAGAAGAGAAAAAAAACAGUCCCUUAAUCCGUCUUUAUUAAAUAGUCUAUUAUAAAGAUAAUAUUUACAGUUGGUGAUUCUGUGUGUGAAUUAAAAUCUACUAUUGACAAAA
Messenger RNA from Actinia tenebrosa (Australian red waratah sea anemone), 3940 nucleotides. Its product is annotated as galanin receptor 2a-like. NCBI's taxonomy places the organism in Eukaryota, Metazoa, Cnidaria, Anthozoa, Actiniaria, Actiniidae. Gene Ontology annotation, cellular component: plasma membrane. Gene Ontology annotation, biological process: G protein-coupled receptor signaling pathway. Gene Ontology annotation, molecular function: G protein-coupled receptor activity. The record is from RefSeq and is a predicted model, not a curated record.